Molecule: messenger RNA, 11864 nt
Organism: Sphaerodactylus townsendi
Lineage: Eukaryota; Metazoa; Chordata; Lepidosauria; Squamata; Sphaerodactylidae
Gene: ABCA2
Product: ATP binding cassette subfamily A member 2
Exons: 51
Coding region: 518-8074 (2518 amino acids)
Biological process (GO): transmembrane transport; lipid transport
Cellular component (GO): membrane; intracellular membrane-bounded organelle
Molecular function (GO): ATP hydrolysis activity; lipid carrier activity; ABC-type transporter activity
Source: RefSeq, a predicted model, not a curated record
AGGCCGGGGCCUGACUAUGGGAUGGGGCCGGGCUAAGAGACUUGCAAUGAAAUGCAAUGCAGUGGCAGGGAAGGAGAUCACAACAGCCAGACGUGCACCUGGAAAGAGAGGAAGGGGAGGCGCCCCCCCACCCCCCGCAAAGAGGAAACUGACUAGAGGGGGAAAAAUCUUUUUGAGUCUGUAAACGCGUCCUUGCCAAAUAUAUCUAUAUAUUCGGCGGGGGGGCUUUUUAAACCAAGCCAAUUUUACUUUUGCAUCGCAUUACGGAACCGGUCCCUUUUAAAAAAGUUUUUUGGGGAGGGGAGAGGGGGCUCGUGGCUACUUCGAGCUCUGCCUUAAGCUUUGCAGCAGGCGACGCUGGACAAAGGCAGAGGGGUGGGUGCUGAAUCAAGAGCCGGGGCUGGGGGUGGGGGUGCGGAGAUCAUUGUGGGCCAGGCUCCUUCCCCCCAGCCAUUCCCAUGAACUAGCCUCCCCCCCCGCAUCCUCCCCAUGCCCUGCAGCCGGUGAAGGAACCAAGAUGGGGGUUCUGCACCAACUCUACCUCUUGCUGUGGAAGAAUGUGACCCUCAAGCGACGGAGUCCGUGGGUGCUGUCCUUCGAGAUCUUCAUACCUUUGGUCCUCUUCUUCAUUUUGUUGGGGCUGCGGCAGAAGAAACCCACCAUCCCUGUGAAGGAAGUCUCUUACUACACAGCGGCUCCACUCACCUCAGCUGGAAUUUUGCCGGUGAUGCAAUCGUUAUGUCCUGAUGGACAGCGAGACGAGUUUGGGUUCUUGCAGUACUCCAACUCCACAGUGACUCAGCUGCUGGAGCGGUUAAAUGAGGUGGUGGAGGAGAGUAAUCUGUUUGAUCCAAAUCAUGCUGGGCUGGAAGAGGAGCUGGAGUCCUUGCGGCACCACCUCGAGUCUCUCAGCACCAAUGAGCCCAGCGCCAUGGAGACACACUUCAGCAACCAGGCAGCACCUGGCUUCACGCUGGAUUCAGUUGCCAAGGACAAACUUGAAUUCCACCAGUUUCUCAGGCGGAACCUUUCCCUGUCUAACGAGACAGCCGAGCUGCUAACGGGAUCCAACAUUAACCUUCAAGAGGUGUACCAGCUGUUCUUUGGCACCUCAGCCUCUGCAGAUGGCUUUCACGAGCCCUGGGACCGAUUUGGCACUGCUGAGAAGCUGCUUCAACUUGAGGAAAGCCUUUUGGGCAGCUUGCGGACAGUGGAAGAUGGGUUGGUGCGUCAAUCUUUUCACUAUCCCCAGAAGGGCCCCCCCAAGAAGGCCCUCUUGCACCUCCUGUCCCAUGCCUUGGGCCUCACCAACCCCCCUGCAGAGUCCUCCGCUUCCUACAGUCCUCAAGCCUUUGUGAAGGACAUGGAGAACAAUCUUUUCACGCCUUCUGUGCUGGAGAGCCUCACUUGCAGGCAGAACCAGGAUGAGCUCAAACAUAUCUUGAUGGUCCCGGAAAGCCAACGCCCCCUCCUGCGAGCAUACCGGGUUGCUAUCUGCAACAAGACUGCUAGCCUGCGUAAGGAGUACUUCAGCCAGCUAGCCACUGAGAUGAAAGAACAGCUAGAUGCUCGUAAGAUCAUCAGUCAGCUGAAACUGGAUGAGGUGAACAGCACAGCUGCUCGACGUCGCCUCCAUGCUCUGCUGGAAGACCUGAUGGAGAUGGAGAAGGUUCUGAAGGACGUGGACAUCCUCUCAGCGCUGGCCAAAUUGCUGCCCAAGGGAGCGUGCUCCACCAAGGUUCCUCCCACUGCCUUGAACAGCACUGGCUCCGGAGGGAAUUUCACCUCCAGCACGAAUUCCACAGCUGAGGAGGGUAAAAGCGAGACUGACCCGCCCAUCGAGAACCCUCAAGGGCAGUGCUCAGCGUUUGUUCAGCUGUGGGCAGGGUUGCAGCCCAUCCUUUGUGGCAACAACCGGACCAUUGAGCCAGAGGCCCUGAAGCAGGGGAACAUGAGUUCAUUGGGAUUCACCAGCAAAGAGCAGCGGAAUUUAGGGCUCCUCGUUCACCUCAUGACAAGCAAUCCCAAGAUCCUCUAUGCUCCUGUUGGUACCGAGGUGGAUAAAGUCAUCCUAAAGGCAAAUGAGACCUUUGCCUUUGUUGGGAAUGUAACUCGCUAUGCUCAGGUCUGGCUGAACAUCUCGGCAGAGAUCCGCAGCUUCCUGGAGGAGGGAAAAUUGCAGCAGCGGAUUCACUGGUUGCAGCAGAUUGCUGCAGAUCUCAACAAACAUCCUGAAAUCCUGAACGUUUCAGACAGUGACCUGCUCCAAAGCUUCCUGGACAGCAACGUUUCAUUGCUCAACACCAGUGCUCUUGUGCAGCAGCUGGACACCAUUGAUAAUGCUGCUUGUGGCUGGAUCCAGUUCAUGUCCAAGGUCAGCGUGGAUAUUUUCAAGGGCUUCCCGGACGAGGAGAGUAUUGUCAACUACACGCUGAACCAAGCCUACCAAGACAAUGUCACCGUGUUUGCCAGUGUGAUCUUCCAAACCAACAAAGAUGGUACCCUCCCUCCCCACGUCAUGUACAAGAUCCGGCAGAAUUCUAGCUUUACAGAAAAGACCAAUGAGAUCCGCCGAGCUUACUGGAGGCCAGGCCCAAACACCGGAGGGCGCUUCUACUUCCUCUAUGGAUUUGUCUGGAUCCAGGAUAUGAUGGAGAGAGCCCUCAUCAACACCUUUGUAGGACAUGACGUGGUGGAACCUGGCAACUAUGUGCAGAUGUUUCCGUACCCAUGCUACACCCGGGAUGAUUUCCUGUUUGUCAUUGAGCACAUGAUGCCCCUCUGCAUGGUCAUUUCGUGGGUCUAUUCAGUGGCGAUGAUGAUCCAGCACAUUGUGGCAGAGAAGGAGCACCGCUUGAAAGAGGUGAUGAAAAUGAUGGGGCUCAACAAUGCAGUUCACUGGGUAGCCUGGUUCAUCACGGGUUUUGUCCAGCUCUCCAUUUCAGUCACGGCGCUCACCGCCAUCCUCAAGUACGGCAAGGUCCUGAUGCACAGCGACGUCUUCAUCAUUUGGCUCUUCCUUGCCAUCUAUGCGGUGGCCACCAUCAUGUUUUGCUUCCUGGUGUCUGUGCUGUACUCCAAAGCCAAGCUGGCCUCUGCCUGUGGAGGCAUCAUCUACUUCCUCAGCUAUGUCCCUUACAUGUAUGUCGCUAUCCGGGAAGAAGUGGCCCAUGACAAGAUCACAGCCUUUGAGAAGUGCAUUGCUUCCCUGAUGUCCACUACAGCCUUUGGCCUGGGAUCCAAGUACUUUGCCCUGUAUGAAGUGGCCGGCGUAGGUAUUCAGUGGCAUACCUUCAGCCAGUCACCUGUAGAGGGGGAUGACUUCAACCUUCUCCUAUCAAUGAUGAUGUUGAUUAUCGAUGCUGUAGUCUAUGGGAUACUGACGUGGUACAUCGAGGCUGUGCAUCCAGGGAUGUACGGCCUUCCCCGGCCCUGGUACUUCCCAUUCCAGAAAUCCUACUGGCUGGGGAAUGGGCGCACUGAGGCCUGGGAGUGGACUUGGCCCUGGUCACGUACCACCCGGUUGAGCGUCAUGGAAGAAGAUCAAGCUUGUGCUAUGGAGAACAGGAGGCUGGAGGAGACUCGUGGCAUUGAAGAGGAGCCAACCCACCUUCCACUGGUGGUUUGUGUGGACAAACUGACCAAAAUCUACAAGACAGACAAAAAAUUGGCCCUGAACAAACUGAGAGCCUCAGCGUAUGAGGAACCAGAAGUAGAAAGUUAUUUAUCCCAUCUCUGUAGGCAGUGGAGAGGCACUUCUCAAUGGCACACCAUGAUUCCAUCCCUAUUUGUUUUCUUCAGGUCCAUCCUGACGGGCCUCUUCCCACCGACCUCUGGCUCUGCUACCAUUUAUGGCCAUGACAUCAGGACAGAGAUGGAUGAAAUCCGCAAGAACCUGGGCAUGUGCCCUCAACACAAUGUCCUUUUUGACAAGCUGACUGUGGAGGAGCAUCUGUGGUUCUACUCACAGCUGAAGGGCAUGGUGGAAGAGGAGAUACGCAAAGAGAUGGAUAAGAUGAUCGAAGAUCUGGAACUGACCCACAAGUGCCACUCGCUGGUGCAGACGCUUUCGGGUGGGAUGAAGCGGAAGCUGUCGGUGGCCAUCGCCUUUGUUGGGGGAUCGCGGGCAGUCAUCCUGGAUGAACCCACAGCUGGCGUGGACCCUUAUGCAAGGAGGGCGAUUUGGGAUCUCAUCCUUAAAUACAAACAAGGAAGAACCAUCCUACUCUCUACACACCACAUGGAUGAGGCUGACCUCCUUGGUGACCGCAUCGCUAUCAUCUCUCAUGGGAAGCUGAAGUGCUGUGGCUCACCCCUCUUCCUGAAGAGCACUUAUGGUGAUGGAUACAAGCUCACCGUGGUCAAGAAGCAGUCUGAUUCCCGGGCUAGUGCAGACUCUGGGCAGACCCAUAGCCCCCCAUCCCACUCCUGUAUUAGCCCCUGCUCCGAAGUACGGGUCACACAAUUCAUCAAGAAAUAUGUGGCUUCCUGCCUUCUCAUCUCUGACACCAACACAGAACUGUCCUACAUUCUACCCAGCGAUGCUGUCAAGAAGGGCUGUUUUGAGAGGCUCUUUCAGCACUUGGAACACAGCUUAGAUGACCUGGACCUGACUAGUUUUGGGCUGAUGGACACCACUCUGGAGGAAGUCUUCCUUAAGGUCUCAGAGGAAGAUCAGUCGCUGGAGAACAGUGAUGUGGAUGUGAAAGAGUCCAAGAAAGACGCUUUUCUGCUGCCUAUCCCCCAGCUGGGCCCCAAACCUGAGGCUAAUGGAGAGCCACAUCCGGCUGCAGAAAUGCUUGAGAAGCCAGAGACGGACCACAGCAACCUACUGGCCUGUUCCCAGCUGGCCCAGUCUCAGACUUCGCUGUGCUCAGCUUCCUCGGCAGGCUCCGUGCGGGGCGAUGAAGGUGGGACUUAUUCGGAGUUCUAUGGGGAUUACUCUCCGUUGUUUGAUGAUACCCUCUUUAGAGACCCUGAUAAUCUUACCCCUCAAGAAUUGGAGGAGCACGCGCUGUCAGGGCAAGGGAGCUUCAAGCUGGAGGGUUCCUGGCUGAAGUUGCGCCAGUUCCAUGGGUUGAUCGUCAAGCGCUUCCACUGUGCCAAGCGCAACACCAAAGCCCUCUUCUCCCAGAUCCUUCUGCCUGCCUUCUUUGUUUGCGUGGCUAUGACAGUGGCCCUGUCUGUGCCUGAGAUAGGAGACCUGCCUCCCCUCAUCCUCUCACCAUCCCAGUAUCACAACUACACCCAGCCCAAAGGCAACUUCAUCCCGUACGCCAACGAAGAGCGGCACGAAUACCGGCUAAAAUUGUCCCCUGAUGCCAGCCCCCAACAGAUGGUUGGGACUUUUCACCUGCCCUCAGGAGUGGGUGCCACCUGCGUGCUUAAGACAGCUUUCAAUAGCACCUUAGACCAGCUGGUCCAGGCGCUGAACCUCAACAGCAAUGAAUCUAAGAUGCUGGCCGCCAAGUACUUUGACGCAAUGUGUGUGGACUCCUUCACCCAGGGCUUGCCCCUCUCCAACUUCGUGCCACCGCCUCCAUCCCCUGCACCCUCUGACUACCCUUUCUCCCUGGAUGAAGACUUGCUACGAGCCUGGAACUCCACUACCUACCCCUCCAGCAUCAAAGAGACGGUCACUUCUGCUCCAUCCCUGCCCCGUAUCAUCCAUGAGCCCGUAAAGUGUACUUGCUCCAUGCAAGGGACUGGUUUCUCUUGCCCAAGUGGGGUUGGGGGCCACCCACCACAGAUGAAAGUGGUGACGGGAGACAUCUUGGUGGACAUCACAGGGCGUAACGUCUCUGAGUACUUGCUCUAUACAUCAGACCGCUUCCGGUUGCACAGAUAUGGUGCAAUGACCUUUGGCAAUAUCCAGAAGUCCAUUCCAGCGUCCUUUGGCACCAAAGCUCCUCCCAUGGUGCGGAAAAUUGCAGUCCGGCGAACGGCCCAGGUUUACUAUAACAACAAGGGAUACCACAGCAUGCCUACCUACCUCAAUACCCUCAACAAUGCCAUCCUACGUGCCAACCUGCCCAAAAGCAGAGGGAAUCCGGCUGCCUAUGGUAUCACCCUGACCAACCACCCGAUGAACAAGACUAGUGCCAGUCUCUCUUUGGAUUACCUCCUCCAGGGCACUGACGUGGUCAUCGCCAUCUUCAUCAUCGUGGCCAUGUCCUUCGUGCCGGCUAGCUUCGUGGUCUUCUUGGUGGCAGAAAAAUCCACCAAAGCCAAACACCUCCAAUUUGUGAGCGGCUGCGACCCAGUUAUCUACUGGCUGGCCAAUUAUGUCUGGGACAUGUUGAACUACCUGGUGCCAGCUACUUGUUGCAUCAUCAUCCUCUUUGUGUUUGACCUGCCAGCGUAUACCUCUCCAACCAACUUUCCAGCUGUGCUCUCUCUCUUCCUCCUCUAUGGCUGGUCCAUUACACCCAUCAUGUACCCAGCUUCCUUCUGGUUCGAGGUGCCCAGCUCAGCUUAUGUCUUCCUGAUUGUCAUCAACUUAUUCAUCGGCAUCACUGCCACGGUGGCCACCUUCUUGCUCCAGCUCUUUGAGCAUGACAAGGACCUUAAAGUGGUGAAUAGUUACCUAAAAAGCUGCUUCCUGAUAUUUCCCAAUUAUAACCUGGGACACGGGCUGAUGGAAAUGGCCUACAAUGAGUACAUCAAUGAAUACUAUGCUAAGAUCGGACAGUUUGACAAAAUGAAGUCACCCUUUGAAUGGGACAUAGUCACACGAGGGUUGGUCGCCAUGACGAUCGAAGGCUUUGUAGGCUUUUUCAUCACUAUCAUGUGCCAGUACAAUUUCUUCCGGAAACCACAACGUCUUCCUGUGUCCACCAAGCCCAUUGAGGAUGACGUGGACGUUGCAAAUGAGCGGCAUCGUGUGUUGCGCGGAGAUGCUGACAAUGACAUGCUCAAGAUUGAGAACCUUACUAAGGUAUACAAGUCCCGCAAAAUUGGGCGCAUACUCGCUGUGGACCGCCUGUGUGUGGGCGUCAGACCAGGGGAAUGCUUUGGCCUGCUGGGUGUGAAUGGAGCUGGAAAGACAACCACCUUCAAGAUGCUGACAGGGGAUGAAAGCACAACCGGUGGGGAAGCCUUUGUCAAUGGGCACAGCAUCUUGAAGGAGCUUCUCCAGGUACAACAGAGCUUGGGCUACUGUCCACAGUUUGAUGCACUUUUUGACGAGUUGACUGCGCAAGAGCACCUGGAGCUGUUUACCCGGCUGCGUGGCAUCCCCUGGAAGGACGAGGACCGGGUGGUGAAGUGGGCACUAAAGAAGCUGGAACUAACCAAAUAUGCUAACAAACCUGCUAGCACCUACAGCGGUGGCAACAAGAGGAAGCUCUCUACAGCCAUUGCCCUCAUUGGCUACCCAGCAUUCAUUUUCCUGGAUGAGCCAACGACGGGUAUGGACCCCAAAGCCAGGCGAUUUCUGUGGAACCUCAUCUUGGACAUCAUCAAAACUGGUCGUUCAGUGGUGCUGACAUCGCACAGCAUGGAAGAAUGUGAGGCCCUCUGCACUCGUCUGGCAAUCAUGGUGAACGGGCGCCUGAAGUGUCUUGGCAGCAUCCAGCACCUGAAAAACAGGUUUGGGGAUGGAUACAUGAUCACCGUGCGGACAAAAUCCAGCUUAAACGUCAAGGAGGUGGUGCGAUUCUUCAACAGGAACUUCCCAGAGGCCAUCCUCAAGGAAAGGCAUCACACAAAGGUACAGUAUCAGCUCAAGUCGGAGCAGAUCUCCCUAGCCCAAGUGUUCAGCAAGAUGGAGCAGGUGGUGGACGUCUUGGGCAUUGAAGAUUAUUCUGUCAGCCAAACCACGCUGGACAAUGUGUUUGUGAACUUUGCCAAGAAACAGAGUGAUAAUCUGGAACAGCAGGAGACCAGCCCAGCCUGUUCAAUGGAGUCUCCGUUGCAACGCUUGCUGAAUCUCUUGCGCCCCCGGCCUGCCCCAACUGAACUGCGGGCCCUGGUGGUGGAGGAGCCUGAAGACCUGGAAACGGAUGAUGAGGGACUGAUCAGCUUUGAGGAAGAGCGGGCUCAGCUCUCCUUCAACACUGACACGCUUUGCUGAAAAAUGGAGAGGGACACGGCCCCCUUCCCAGCUUUAAACCUCAGACUCCCUCCCACCUGGCGCCCACUUUCCUUGCCCCUCGCCUGGCCCUCCUUUGAGAGGUAGCCGCCUCCUAUUUAGUGAGGUGGCAGGAGGCGAGGGAGUAUCUUGAAGCCCUGCCAGUGAGGCCUUCACAAGCAUCUGACUUCAGUCACCGUCCUGGAGGGUGCUGACGCAUCACCAGCGAGUCCCGCGAAAGAAGAGCUGGCCUGGGGCUGGCAGCUGCACUUAUGGGGAGCAGAGACGGCUGUUAGCGGCGUGAUCUCCAGCAGCAGACCCAAAGAGGAGGAACUGUGUGCCCCCACCUUUAGUGCACCUCUCUUGGUCCUUGGAAGGACCAUUGGCCUGGCUUAGGGGCAGAAGGUGCUAGCACAGGAACCUUGCAGGCACCACAGCGACGGCAGACUGACAACGCGUUCCUGACUCCGACAGUUUACUCUUGGCUGCUGUUGAAUGCUUUUUGCAAAAGGAGACGCUGCCUCUGAAACCACCCCCCGCAACCUGGGGGAUAUUCGAACCCUUUUUUAUGGUGUUGAUUUGGUUUUCUGGCUUGGCACUGCUUUCCUGGGCGGCUGUUUGCACAGUGUCCCCCAGAGCUUGGAAAGGGAAGUCGCCAGCUGACUGAUGUAACUUUGCACCCAGAGAUUUGUCUGGAUGUUUUACUCCCUAAAGGGGGACUGAUGAAUCCUCGAAAUGGAAGUAUGAGAGAGAAUGUGAAGCGUGCCCCCUAGCGAAAUGACUGUGGGGCUACAGGCUCCCUUUUUUUUCACUCUGGUACGACGUCAAGGGCCAAAAGGGAUCGGUACAACCGUCUGCUUUUUGCAGAUCUGGAAAAUUCCCUGAACCUGCUGGGCAUCUUUUUUGCUUGUGCUAAAGCAAGUGUAUUUGUGAGUGUGCGUGUGUGUGUUCUUUCCCUGUUCCUCGGUCUCUGCUCCCCUCUAUCCCAACGAAGGGUCCCUGAGCUAUUUUUUUAAACUUAACUAAUCAUGAAAUGCUGCUCUUAUUUGAAAAAAUAAACUGAACUAAUGCUUCUAGCCCUCAUGGCUGUGGAAACACCAACAAUGUAUCUGCUUUAAAGGCUUAGAGAGGAGAAGGAUUUGGAGCAAGGCUUAGCUGAGGCUGGGCUAGGUGAGUGUCCUUACCUAAUGUUUGCCAGCAUCCUGUUGCAGAACUGGAGAUUUUCAGGAGGCAUCAAGGUGAGCCCAGAACUCCCUUUGGAGCAACAUAUUACAGCAAUAAUCAAGGGCAGGUUGAAGACUGGCAGUCAGGCCUGGCUUGAGGGAGAGUCCGAGGUUGAACUGUCAUGACAUUGGGUCAACAGGAGAUGUUUGUGCCAGCAGUGAGGCUGAUCUGGCAGGAUCAGUUUCCUGAUCCUCAGAAUUUAAGGCUGGAUUUUCCAUUUCAGGGAUCAAGUCCGAGCAUCUUUCUUAGCGCUAUGGUUCUUUUUGAACAUCCAGAUGCCAGGGCUGUCUGAAGGUGCCUCCCCCCAUGAUAGGGAAGCAUGUAUGCCCCUAGUUCCCUGUAGUUCAGAAUUCUGCUAAUGGUGACUGGCCAGUUGCCACUGGGAAACUUAGUGCAAGGGCAAGAUGGGAGACAGCAGGGUACUGUGGUCAGUCUCUAACAUCUGAUAUUCAGAGGUAUGCUGCCUCUGAGCACAGAGGCCUAGUUUGAGCGGUCGUAGCAGCUAGCGUAGAAUUCCUCCUCUGUGAAUUGAUGCAGUAUUUUGCAGGCUAGCAAUACCAUGAUCCAUUGCCAUGUUUCGAGGGCGCUGAAUUCUCUUUGGUGGGGAUGGUUGAAGCUAAAGGGGAGAUCUUUUUGGCCCAGAUGGUGCUUUGGAAGGAAACCUGCCUCUCCUCCUGGGGAGAAAUGGAGCAGAUAAGUGUUUUUGUCUUUUUGGGGAGAGCAGAAGUUGAAAAGGCGUCCAGCACCAUCAGCCAUAAAUUGCACUUGUGUGAAUAUCUUUGCGUUAAAUGCAGAAAGACAGAUAAGACAUGAUCAGGUUAGUUUCUCUAACCUGCCAUAAACAUGAAAUCAGUGGACCGAUCCUUUCUUGGUUACUGGCAUCCAUAUGCAAAACAGGGAAUCAGGCGCCUUUUGAAAACAAGAGCACCAUUUGAAAUUCAUGUCACAUUGGUAGGUGUUGUGCAGUUCUCAGUUACAGUUCUCUUUGCCACUAUGUUCCAAAUGUAAAUUGCCCCUCAGGGGACUUAAGUACGGUCUAAAACUUACCCAGAGAAUACUAAAAUUCCAGUCUUUGGAAGCCCUCUAGCAUCCUGUGGGAAGUUGGCCUCAUGGGAGUUUUUAAUCUAAGUACCCACCAACAGAGGAGUUUCCCUGCUAUAUCUCUGCAUUGUCUGCUGCUCUGUCCUUUCUUUCCAAUCAGCUUUCACUAAGUGAUUCUGGUAAUUCUGGCACAUCUCUGCCUCAGUUGGGAAGGGAUUGAAUUGUUUGCUACCCUCCCUUUUGAGGAGGCUGCAAAGUGUGUCUCUGUGAGUUGCAGCUCUGCCUGUCUACUUCCAAUCAGGAACCGCACCCAAGGAGGAGAGAGGUUCCUUUUCAGAGGAAGGGGGAUUUUUAAAUUUUCUAGAUUCUAGAAAGUACAUAUUUUCAGGCGUAUGAAUAAAGUAUGCCUUUUUCCGGGGGUGGGGGUGGGUGGGGUGUCGGGGGUCUGGUCUCAUCAAUCUGAAAGACACUGGGAUGGAUUGUAAGGGCUUUGCUGAAUGUUUGUCUAAGGUACUUUAAAGCAUUUUAUAUUUCUCUAUUUCUCUCUCCCCCUGUUUCGUAGUUUGUUUCUAUCUCUAGAUGGAUUCUGGCCAUCGUGUUUUGGCACCCUUCUCUGUCUGUCCCUUGCUCAUUAUGUGCAAUUGUGCGGCUGUCUUCCCUCUGCCCCUUCCCUUUUGCUUUCCUGCCUCCCCCUCUUUGCUGCUCCUUGCCAGACAGCUCCCUAUUCUGCAAGAUGUUGUGCCAAAUGAGCUGCUUAGCACAGCUGUAGACUUACAAAAUGUGGUUUUUUUCCUUAUAAAAUUCUGGUGCGAUUUUUUUCUUGCAAGCAUGGGAUUUUUUUUAAGGUUCAGUUUCUUUAGAACAGGGGUGUCCAACGCCGGUGCCCCAGAUGUUCACAGACUACGAUUCCCAUCAGACUGAUGGGAAUCGUAGUCCUUGAACAUCUGGGGCACCAGAGCUGGACACCCCUGCUUUAGAAGAAUCCGGGGGUUACUAGAGUAUAAAUGGCCUCAGUGACACUCAGGGGCAAGAGAUCAGGGCGGGGUCAACUGCAUGUAUGUGAUAGCUCCUUGGAGCAGCAGGUUUUCCCAGAGAUUUCUUGAAUUGUCUCUCUCUGCAGCUAACUUGCAACUCAAGAUCUUGUGUCUUUGGACCUUAUCAAGAGUGCAACCCCAAAACGAGCAACCGUGGGAUCCAUUCCUUCACCCUGUCCCAUGAGGAGCUCACAUGCAUGUGUUUUAAAGACAUCCCAGACGCUUGCCCUUUGUGGAACUGACUGCCUUUGGUUCUUGCUCUCUGGCACACUGCCUUAACACUUUGGGCUUUCCCCCCGGUUUUCUGAUUCAUCUGGCCAGUUCCCCAUGCACUGUGCCUCACUGAGCCAGAAUCAGGGCUAUUUCAUUGGCCUUUGUGGGGAUUCUUGGUGGUCAGUAAGGGCCUUACAACAAGCCUGUACAUUGCUAGCAAAAAAAAGAAGUCAAAAUGUGAAAAUAAUUAUUGUUUUAAUAAAAAUUGUAAUAACCAACCA